Molecule: messenger RNA, 7149 nt
Organism: Xenia sp. Carnegie-2017
Lineage: Eukaryota; Metazoa; Cnidaria; Anthozoa; Malacalcyonacea; Xeniidae
Exons: 30
Coding region: 171-6599 (2142 amino acids)
Biological process (GO): intracellular signal transduction; cell differentiation; cytokine-mediated signaling pathway
Cellular component (GO): cytosol; cytoskeleton
Molecular function (GO): ATP binding; non-membrane spanning protein tyrosine kinase activity; cytokine receptor binding
Source: RefSeq, a predicted model, not a curated record
UGAUGAGGUAUUCCAAGAAUAUCUUUCCGCAAUCCACACAACAAGGAAAAAUGAAACUCGUCAUGUGCGAAUAAUGUAUAGAAAAGAAAAGUCUUUUGUACUCUGAAAUCAGGCUGUAGGCUUAAACGGCAGUUGCGAAAGUUCGUUCAACCCAUCUAGCUUUGAAAAUAAUGGGAAUUUGUGGACGAAUUAUGUCAUUUUACAGACGAGAAGAAGGACCGGUUGAUAGACGGGGAAAAGUUUGCUUAGCAAAUGGUGAACUCUUUACUAUAGAAGUGAAAGAACCAACUGAAAGCGUGCGUGUUAGAGAUGUAUGUAUCCAAAUUUUCAAGAAGUUGGGAAUUGCCCCAGUGGCUUUAGAUUUCUUCACAUUAAUGACAACAGACUGUGAACAUUGCCUCAGUGUCAACAAUCAAACAAAAGAGCAAUGUGACAGACAAAAGGAUCAUUAUUAUAAUCCUAAGCGAAAUUUAUAUCCUGAAGAAAUUUCCAAGCAAAUCUUUUUCUUGCGUCUUGCAUUUAAAGCCGUUGCCGGUCCUGAUUUGAAAGCUGUCAACGUUGCCACAUUUGAUUACUUUGUCAAGCAGUGUCGUUGGGAUUACAUCAAAGGAAGAGUAAACAACUUAUGCAGAAAAGAUCAUCUCACUUUGUUAGUUCUUGAGUCAAUUAUCCAAGCUCAUGAAGAAAACAUAAAUGCCAAAGAGAUUCUUGAGAAUCCAAAACGUUAUGGUCUUUCUCAUCUGUUUGUGGACAAAGACUACAGCCCAAGAGAAAUAAAAUCUCAUCUGAAGAAACAGCUUCCACAGUUCAGGACUGCACAAGCAAAUGCAGAGAAAGCAAAAAACUCAUUUUUGUAUGUCCUUGAAGGUGAACCUGAUUUUGGUGUUAUGAAAAUUCUUGUGAAAAAGUUUUAUUAUCAAACUGCAUCAGAAGAUAAAGUCUUUCCUGUAGAAUGGGAGAUUCUAAUAUCACCAAAUGGUUUGAAAAAAAGACGUACUUACCAAGAAGAUAGGGAUGGCAGUAACGAUGAAUCGAGUAGAGUUGAAGAGAUGAUCAGUGAUUAUAAAGAUAUUGAAUAUAUUGAAAUCAAACCUUCUCAGUCUGAAGAAAUAAUCCACAUAUCUAGAAAGAAUGCAUCUCUUGAGGUGAUUUCUGUUGGGAAUUCAUUGAUGAAAAAGGAAAGCCUUAUAACAUUGAUUGAAGGCUUUUAUCAUCUGCUUGUGAACCAGUAUAAAACACUAACAAAAUAUGAGUCUGGUCAUAAACCACGGUUGUUGAAUUCAGAACAAGGUCAAAGAUUUCGGAUUCAUGGACCAAUUGAGCGAAAGAAGGUUGAUCUUCUGUUAAAAGCGGUAAAAACAGAAAACGGCAAUCUUUCUGGCGUUCACAUGAUACGGCGAAGUCGUAAAGAUUUUGACAGUUACAUCCUGUCACUUAUUCACGGCAAUGAAAUAAAGCAUUACGAAAUAAUAGUCGACAACGGCAAGUAUUGUCUAAAGAAUGGGCCCAUCUUUCACAGUAUGGAAAAUCUUCUGGAGUUUUAUAAAACUGAAAAGACGUCUUUUCCCACCGUACUUACGAAAUAUUGUCCAAUUCCAAAAGAAGGUUUGUGUGCACUUUAUGAUGAUCAAAUCUUGGUUGAAGCUCCGUGUGUUCCUUCAUCUUCUCGUCCAUUAAACCCUGACUAUGUGUUUGAACAUAUUGGCAAUCUUUGCUUGCAGAAACUUUCUCACUCUUUUACGUGUGGCGACAUUGGAGAUCGUGUUUUUAAAGCUCGCUGGUUAAAAGCCGACAAAAAUGGCGGUUGUACAGAAGUGUUCUGUCGUCGUCUGGAAACUUCUCGUUCAGCGGACUUCAGACAGAAAGUUGAAAAGACAGGCGAAAAAAUGGCUCAAAUGGCUCAUCGUAAUCUUGUUCAAUUUCAUGGCAUCCAGUUCUACGACGAUCAAAACAUAUACCUUGUUUUUGAAUGGUUGGAUUGUGGAACUUUAGAUGAGUAUCUCAAAAGAGAAACUGAAGUAACAGUUGAGACGGUUCUCAUGUUUGCAGCCCAAAUUGCUGAAGCUUGCAUGUAUUUACACGAUAAAGAUUGUGUACACGGAUGGUUGGCUGCUCAUAAUAUACUUAUUGUAAAUGAAGAACAUGUAAAACUUAGUGAUGUCUCUGUACCUUGUUUAAGACAAUACGAUUUGUUGGACGAAAGUGUUCCUAUUAACAGGAGUCCGUGGAAGGCACGCGAAUGCUUUCAAGGUAAUCCUUACAGCAAGGAAUCAGAUGUCUGGGCGUUUGGUGUCGUUCUUUGGGAGAUGUUCAUGAAGACAGUACCAUUCCUUAACAUGAAAGAUGAUUCGAUCCUUCAUAGAUUUCAACAAGGUCAUCAUCUAGCCUAUCCAAAAUGGUGUCCUGAUGAGGUCGGGAAAGUUAUGAAAUCAUGUUGGAUGAAUGAUCCAAAGGAACGACCAACGUUUGGACAAAUUGUCUUCAAAUUGCGCGAUAUUGUCAACUCGUUGUCCAAGAGUCAAAAGGAACGAAAAAUACCAGAGAAAAUUGACGAAAAAUUUACAAUGGAACCUCUUAGUUUUAUUGAGAAGAAGCGUUCUACAUUGUCAUUUAACGAAGAAUUGCCUCGAACAUCAUCUUGCAACAAUAGAGAUGAGAACGUAAAUGAUGUAUGGAACAGUAAUGAAUCGUCAAUGUUAGACGAUGCCGAUGUGGAUCUUCUUCCGGUGAAGGAUUUACCUGAAAUUUGGUCGAACGAAGAAAUUGAGUUAAAAAAACUGGAAAGAAAAUAUCCAAGAUCUGUUGUUACAUUAAAUGAAGUAACCGGGGAAGAAAGGACGUAUGAUAGAAUAAGGGAAAACGAUAUUUCUUACCAUGAUAGUGUCCAAAUGAAUGAUUUGCUCAAUGGAAAAGAUACUUUUACUAUGGAACUAAGACCGACGAACUUUAUUGAUAAAGAUGAAACGGAUGUACCUCUAAUGGACACAGAUUUUUUAGCCAGAAGUGAAGAAAAUAAUUCAGAAGUAAACCCAAUCGAAGAGAAGCCGUUAUUUAAUGAACAUAUAACAGAAUCGGAUCAGUCUGACUCGUUGUUUUCUUCAUUUGAAACCAUGGAUCAUAUGGAUUUUCUUGCAACACAAUUAGGAUCUGAAAACGCAAACAAUCCGCUCAUUGUUAAAAAUCACACAGAGACCUUGAAGGGGACCGUGAUGGAUAAUGCGGAUGUUGGGGAUCAGUUUAAUGUACCUGAGGAGCAACAUGAUCAUUGUGUUUUGCAAAAACCGGAUUGUACAAGUUUUUCCUUCGGAUGUCUCGAUCCGUUUGCUGCAAACACUGAAUUGAAAUCAGGAAGUUUUAAAAAUAUUCUUAGAAACGUAGAGAAUUGCUCAGAAAAACCAUCUCAAGUAAGCGAUGUCACAAAUGUGUUGACGGCAAAUUUAAAUAUUAGAGAUGAUAAAAAGUUGAAACCACAAAAUACGAUGUAUGGUUUUGAACAGUUCUCUAAUCUUGAUCCAUUCGCUGCAUCCUCAAAUGAUAAAAUGAAAGCGAAUAGAUUGCACAAUAAAUCGUCAUCUAUCAAGCAUUUAGACCCUGGUGUAGAGCGCAAUUUUGGGAAAACUGCUUCCUCUGUAAGCGAAAGUCUUUUAGCGUUUUCAGACAGAGAUCCAAUGUCCGAAUUUUUGUCCACUUCGUAUCGUGUUGAGACGUGUUGUACAAACCCGCAAAGACGAGAAAAUUCUUCAGGAAAUCAAAUGACACAAAAAAAUCCUUCAUGUUCCGUCUUGAUGCGCUCCCAAUACAGUAAAUCUGCUGAUUCUGGCAAGUUGAAAAGUACAUUUCCUUCAAAAAGUUUUAGCGGUUAUACACCAAUGCGUACUAACAUACCUCGACCUAUCUUAAGUGCAGCUGAAAGGGAUUCAACCCGUGGAAAUUGUGCUUCAAAAUCACUUGAUCCUAACAUGCUUAACGUUAUAGAGUUUUCUAAAUUAGAUCCGUUCUCGGAAGCUUUGAAACCUCGUGAUGAUAAAACUAAGGAUAAAAAUCACCCAAGUUUGAAAUCUUUAUCAGUUGGUGACGAGCGUUCGUUGUUAUCACGUGACAGGCAGACAUCAACAUUGGGUAAGCUUUCUUUAGGCAGUCUUGCUUUGAAACUUUCAGAAUCAAAUCCAGCUAACGCAAGUAGAAGUUACCAAGUUAAGAAUCGAAAUUCUUAUUCUACUUUAAAUAAAACUGAAUCUUUAACGACGUCUGUUUCCAAAAUGCCUGAAAGCACAAACUUUCGUCUAACUACUAAGGGUUCGGCUUACGUUGCCGUGUCAGGAAGAUCUGACAUAAACACUUUGAAUCAUAAUGGUUGUACAAAGAAUAGGCUGCCCGAAAGAUUGCCAAAUAAUGAUCAUUUUAAUGGAAAAUCUACGCUGGAUUCAAUGUCUUCUCUGCCUUCAUUUGCUAAUUAUGAUCCUUUUGCCCAAAAACCGAUGAAACAUACAGGUGUAACAUUGUUCACUGAAGCCGAAUUGGAUAAUACAAGCAAGUCAAAGGAUCUUAAAACUAAAGAACCCCCCGGAUUGAAUCCUUCGACAGUAUUACCUUCAACAAAAUGUUUUUCUACUACAUCGUCAUCAAGUUUAUUUGGCAAAACCACUUUCAACUCUGAAAUAAAGUCAAGGAAAAAAUCUUCGCUCGAAGUUGAUUUCGAAAACGGUAAACAGUACAGAACAAUAAACAAACCGACAGUAGAUACUAAAACUGAGUCAUAUAAGGAUACAGGUCUCAACUCGUUACAAUAUUCACAACACACGAGUCUCGAGGAUUUCUUUAGUAGUAUUACACCAAGUAAGAGGAAAGUCACAGGCUCAGAUAAACCCGUUGUAGAAAUGCCAGUUCCAGACAUCAGUAACUUCAAUGGUGAUUCAGAGAUAAAGUUAGGUAAUGUUGACAUGGAUAACCGCCAACGGAAUGUCAAUGAUACUUUAUUUGAAAAUAGAGAUCCUUUUGCCGAAAUUUUGCCACAGAAAGAUGAACCGUGUUCUGUUGCUAAUUUGGUAAAUAACCACGUACAUCUACAAACGAGUGAAUCCUCGGGAAAGACAGAAAAUGACGGAUCAAAGCACUACACCGAAAGCAAGUAUAAUACAGUAUUGAUCUCCGCAACUGAAAGACCACACAACUUUCCUGGAAUUGAACCAGAGAAUGAUAUUUGGAAUGGGUCGGAGCAAGUCAACUCUCACUUUCUGUCUAGACCGGAGAAACAGCCCGUAGAGGCUUGUCUACAUGAAAAACAACGUCAAGAUGCUUGUCUACCAGAGAGCCAACCUACUAGUUCUUUUCAGAUGCAGAGGCAGAGUGCUACUCAGUUGGCAGAGAAGUUUACCAAUGAUGACGGCUUUAACAACGCGGCUCAGGUAUCAAGCCCUCUUUUCUCUUCCCAGGAUGAUCGACAGGGCCAGUCUCCUCCAGAUAAGAAGCCUAACAGGCAACGUAAACAGUCAGACAUUAAUAGUAGUUACGCAAAGAUAUCCAUCCAGAGAGUUGUGAGCCCAGAUGAACGAGUUACUGACGGAGAGUCUGGGUCUAAUGAUGAACGUGAUCAACUUGUUUCUGAAAACAAAAAUGAACAAAUUGUUCUUGACCCAUUUAAUGAUGCAGAUGUUGAGGUGUCUUUUCUAAGAACAGAGACGCAUAAACCUCAACCUACUGACACAUUUGAAGACAAUAUGCGAUCUCAUCAAAUUCCAUUUGAGUAUUUGACCCUCGGAAGAAAGCUGGGACAGGGCGCAUUUGGAUAUGUGACACAAGCAAAGAUGACGAGACCAAGUCAUGGUCAUAAAUCAAGGACACCAUUGGAUGUUGCCGUGAAAUGCUGUUUGGAAGACGCAACUGAAAUUUACAAGAACAAUUUUAAACAAGAAGCGAUAAAUUUGAUGAAAUUGGAGAAUAAGUUUAUCGUGAGAUUUCUUGGAGUAUCUUAUAACGAGAAAAAGAAUUUACUUUUGAUUACAGAACUUAUGCCACAGGGAUCGUUGGACAAAUACUUGCAGAACUCAAAAAAUGCUGUAAUUCUUGGAAGUGAAGUGUUGUUGCAAUUUGCUAUUCAGAUUGGAAUGGGAAUGGAAUAUUUGGAAAGCAAGAAACUUGUUCAUCGUGAUCUCGCAGCUCGAAACAUUCUUGUUGCCGCGGAAAAUCAUGUAAAAAUCAGUGACUUUGGAUUGAGUCGAAUUUACGACGACGAGUACUACCGAAGCCAACGCGAUAAUCAAAAACUACCUUUAAGAUGGUUGGCACCUGAAUGCUUGGAACACAAGAAGUUCACUGUUAAUAGCGAUGUUUGGAGUUUGGGCGUCACUUUAUGGGAAAUGUUUUCUUACGGCCAAAGACCUUAUGAAGACUGGAACUAUUCCGGACCGACAGAGUUUUUAAAUCAUCUCAAAGAUGGGAAGCGUCUGGAGAGACCUCGUAGUUGUCUUGAAGAAGUUUAUAGAAUUAUGAAGGACUGUUGGCAGUUGAAACCAACGUCAAGAUGUUCUUUCUUUUUGUUGCGAACGAUGCUUGAAAAUGUUCUUACUGAUAAGUACACAAAACGACCAUAUUUUCAAUAACUUUAUUACCGUCUGUUUAUAAUGUUGUCAUGGUAAUCUUUACGGAAACUUUUGUUUGAGAGAAAAAGAUAAAAAUCAUAUGUUUGUGUUCAGAGUGAAUCCAUAGAAAUGACUGACACAUAAUGCUUACUGAUGAUAAAAUAUUUCUCCACCUUGUGAUUUUAUCUACUUCUUUAAAUGGUCACAUUUUAUGAAGAAAAAGGUUUGAUAACACCAGGAGAAAGCAUUUCAUGUCUGGUAAUUCUUCGUCGUAAUGUUUUCGUUUAUAGAAUUUGGAAAUAUUUUGUUUUUAUAUGAAGAGAAAGUUGAAAAAUAAAAGUUUCUCAGGAUUUUAUUAGUGAUUUUAUUGAGCUUUCGACUCGGUGCUUCAAGCCUUCUUCAGAUUGAGGAAGUUAUCUAUUUACAGUUGCUUUUAGCUUGUAGACGAAGAGAAAGUUAUACGUAUUUGAAUUUUAAAUCUUCAUUAAAAUUGAAUCUCUAAUAACGUUGGAGAAACGCUGUAGAUUUUCAAAUUCCAUCUAUUAAACGAACUUUUAAUACAACCUUAAAA